Molecule: messenger RNA, 3988 nt
Organism: Cherax quadricarinatus
Lineage: Eukaryota; Metazoa; Arthropoda; Malacostraca; Decapoda; Parastacidae
Source: RefSeq, a predicted model, not a curated record
GUGGCCAAGAGUGCAGUGCGAUGGUAGGGCGAGGGGGCUGUUUGGAGCGGGGUGUAGAUGACCAGUCAGGACAUAUACACCGCUGUCAAGUAACAGGAUACACUUUGUAUAGAGAGAGAGGGAAAGGCAAAGUUUUUCCCUGAUAGAGCUAUUGUGGAGGCUCACUACACAACAUGUACCUGAACGUGAACUUAACUCCGCCGCCAGCAGCGGCUGGUGAGGGCUCCUGCACUACACCCAAAACACCGGAGAUCCUCAACUCCCUCAUCAACCUGACUAGUCCACCCCUGCCACACUAUUCUCAAUACCAAAAUCAGGUGGAAGGUGGGGCUCUACUAAGUCCUAUUAGUGACAUGAGCAGCCCUGGUGAAGAGUCCACAGUCACAUCCCUGAGCAGCAUGUGCCAUGGCAGAGAAGACUCCAUAACACGACGGAUGAGUGAUCCUGUGGCUGCCAAUGGUGGCUUUCCUGGCGGUGGGGGUGGUGGAGGUGGCUUGGUGGGCGGGUCCCCCGGCACCUCAGGUAUGGGCGGCCCCCUGGCUGGGGCAUCGCCCCCCUCCACCCCUGACUUGCCUUCACCUGUCAAUACAGUGGAAGCUACAAAAUCAGCUCUUAUCAAAGAGGGUCUCAAGCUACAAAUACGUACCAAAUUGCAAGCUGCUGGCGUCGAUACUCCUGAAUCCAUCCUCGAAGACACCAAAUAUAUCAAGGAUGAAAAUAGCGAUCUGACUGAGGAGGAUGAGGAGCGGAGACGACGGCGGCGAGAGAGAAACAAGAUAGCAGCCACAAAGUGUAGGAACAAGAAGAAGGAGAAGACCAUUGUGCUCAUGACCGAAUCGGAGUCGGUGGAAGAUAUGAAUGUUAGGCUCAAGACGGAGAUACAGAGGCUGACCACAGAGAAGAUGAACUUGGAGAAGCUGCUUGAGGACCCAAAACAUCUUGCAUUCUGCCGCCAUUCCCCACGUUGUUCCAAGCCCUUACGACCACCACUUGUUAUAGUCACACCAGCAGACUCUCCUGACACCACCUCGAGCUCUUGUUCAUCCUCUCCUACUUCCUCUACCUCGUCUUCUUCCUUGGACAGCCCUACCUCCCCACCCCUCACCAGUCCUAACAGCUAUAAGGCUCCUCCCCAGACUGCUCCACCUGCUACCCAAGUCUCCUCAACCAUGAUAACUCCUAGUGCAACUUCCUGUGCCUCAUCUUCAUCGCAAUUUCUGGCACCAAAAUACAGCCUUUCUCAGAACCUGAAUCAAAGGCAUCAUCCAUACCAGUGCCCAGGUCGCUCUCAGCAGCCCUCAGCUGCCAUGGGGGAGAAACCACUUUAUGGAAGUCCACCCUCUCCCACUGGCACCCACAAUAAGCCUGCUUACAGCAGCUAUUCAUGCAUGGGAGUACCUCGGACUCUAGAAUUUUUACCACCAAAUCCACCAUCUCAGAAGUCAGUAUAUACAACACCCAAGUCACGCAAUAGUACUUUAGUGCGUUAUAAUCCAUACAAUGGACGUUCUCCGCCUGUACCAUCCCCACUGGUCACCCAUGCCCACCCACAGCCAGGGCCACUGCCUUGUGGGGACACAUAUAUUCAGUCAAACAAUAACAAUGGGUGCGGACGUGAGGACCAGCAAACCUACGUGACAGACACUCGCACAAAUCAGUUCUUUCCUCCAUGCUCAUACAGCAGCAUGUGACCCACAGCCGGGGUAAUUUAACCCCAGCUGGUUUUUGGUUCUAGAUUAGCAUGUUAUUCUGUAUGAGUGACAUGCCUUCCAAGGUGGGCUUCUUGUAAAUGUUGUACAUUACCACAGGUUAUUUUUUUAAGGUUGCUCCACUUCCUGGAGGGUUAAUGCCAGUCUCUUAAGGCUGCUGCACAAGUUUGCUUUAAUCCUGGCCUGUAAUUUUGGGGUAAACUUUAUACAAGUUCGCUUGCCUUGUAUUUUAUUUUAUUUUUUUUUUUUUGCUGAAGGAUAAGUUUUGUUGUUGCAUGUUGUUGUAUUAGACCUCGUAUUUUCUGAUGGUAUUGAACACUUAGCCAAGAAGCAAGAUUGCACCAUGUCAAUAUUGUGUUAGUUGUUGCCCUGUUCUUGGUAGUGCUGGGUUUGUGUGUGUGUGCGUGCGUGUGUGUGUACGAACGAGAGCUCCAGAGCCUGGUCACUUAGGAAUAGCACCUCUCUUAAGACAUAUCUGUUAUAUUUCUCAAGUGUCCUGGUUUACGUGAUCCAUACAUAUAUAUUUUUAUUAGCUUUAUUUUCAUAACUGAAAUGUUGGCAAAUAUAUAACAUGAUGCUAAACGAUUUAGUACAAAACUCCACAUUCCUCUCUCCCUGUAUCACGGUGAAGGACGUAUCAGAGUGUGGCCACUCCAGGUCUUGUGGUCCCCACCACCAGCAGGUCUGUAGUGCCACUCCAAAUGGACCACACUCCUGCAGUGUUGGCCACACUCGCUCAGCAGCUGCACUUAAAUGUCAACAGCUUGCCAAGUGCAGUUCUGUACUAUUACCCAUCAUCAGUAUUCCACCUGCUGUUACCUGACUUUGAAUUAGUGUGAUCUCUCUAUGGAGGCAACACAAUAUUUAAGACUAUCUCAUUGCAGACAGUGAGGCCAUGUUUGUGUGUAUCGCACCCUUCGUGUUUGUGAAGGUGUUUGUAUACUGUACAUUAUCCCUUUUUAUGUAUUGUCAGUCACUAGGCAUCGGCCGCUGGUGUCCCAAGUGAAGAGCCUGGGAAGGCCUGGUGCCCGUCUGAUGCAAUUAGUGAUUGACAGGUGGUGGGCUGCCUGGGGGCCAGGUGCCCCUGCUGCUCCCACACCUGAACUGCUACCUACCCUUACCAGCCCCAAGUUCCAAACAGCUGGCUGUUAGGGGAACUAAUUGUCCAUUGUUUUGUCUUGCGUAUACUGCUCAGAUAUCCCAUCCCCUACUCUAAAACAUGCCUGCAUUGUCUAUGAAACACUAUUAGUAACUGCAGGUAUCAUGCCAGCUUGAAUGUACAUGACUACUGAGCCAUUAGGUUAUAUUUGACUACACAAAUUUUACGAGGUCUGAGACCUUGUGCAGAUUCAUUUUGUUGUGCAUUGCCAUUAUGAACAUAUUCUGAGGCUUUAGCACGAUUUGUUUUACAACCCUCUUUUUUUUUUUUAAUUAAUUUUCUUUCCUGCUCAUCCAUUUCCUAAUCCUUACUGAAUGUCUGUUGCUUAUGUACUGGCAGUAGAACCUGACUUUUUUACCUGCCCCUUGCUGCUUCCAACUUUUGAGCAAGAUAGGGAGGAAAGGGCAAAAGGCCAAUGGUGUCAGGUGCUAAAAUAUAGUCUGCUUCCCUGGCCGCCAUGACCCUACUGUCGCAGUUCUAUGCACCAGUAGUUACUAAGCCGUCCAGCUCUACCUGCUGCAUGGCAGCAUUGAGUCCUAUCAUGCAAAACCACGAACUCGAUCAUGUUUGAUAAAUCUCACGAAAAUUAAUUAGAAAUGGACGGCCGCGGUGGGUGAGGCAAAGUUUGUUAAACAAGUUACCCACUCACAUUUGGCAAUACUGCCGACGCUGCCCCACACUACCGCCACACUCGAUCACACGCAACUGAACGACUUAAAACGAAACUACAACGAAAACGACAUCACUGAUCCAGUACCCCUCACCGCCGGGAGCACCAGCCAUUGACCCUGUCGAGGCUGAGGGCUGGUGCCCCAUGCCCUUUCCCAUGAGCGGUGACAUUCCAGGUGUGGGGGGUACUUGUGAUCUUGGUGACACUGACCUACACAUCAACUAUGUCUUCCUCCUGCAAAUAUAUGUGGGAAAAUCUGAUUGCGAUAUGUACAUUAUUCUGCUAUUGAAAAUGCAAUGAGAAACUUACAUUGGCAUCAUAUUAAGUUGGGCAUGUAUAUAAAAAGACAUUAUCUAAGCAUUUACUAUCCACUGCUAAUGUGCUAUCAAAUAUUUUUAUAAAACUGCUUCACUGAAGACAAAGCAGAUUAAUAAAUUUGCAAUAUACUUA